Anneissia japonica is the source of this 1389-nucleotide messenger RNA. Its product is annotated as lachesin-like. The record is from RefSeq and is a predicted model, not a curated record. The coding region runs from base 1 to 1389 and encodes 462 amino acids. The transcript has 7 exons. Lineage: Eukaryota; Metazoa; Echinodermata; Crinoidea; Comatulida; Comatulidae.
AUGCCCUGGCGCAAUGGGAAAGGCACUCCGAUUCGUCUGCAAGGCAAUCGGCAAAUUUUAAAUGGUUCAACCUUCCCGGCGACUGUCGCCGAUAUCGUAACUGAAGCUACGGAAACAUGGUUGUGGGUAAUUGAGGGGAAAAGAAUAGAACUCCCAGCAGCCCAAGAUGCAGAUAAUUUGUCAAGUGCAAGUAUACACUCGGUUAACUGGUUCAAUGGUGUGAAAGUGGACGUUCACAAUAUUAUCGUUAGUCUGAGUUCUCCCAAUCAAGGUCGCUUUUCCAUUGAUUUCACUGACCAAACCAUCGGAGAUUUGAUUAUAGAGCCUGUGUACAGAAGAGAUACAGGUUAUUAUACCUGUCAAAUUGUUGAGAAGGAUGUAACAACAGUAUGGCAACACAUAUUUCAUCUGCAAGUAUAUUAUAUGAAUUCUCCUUCGAUUAUCUUAGAAGUGGGAAAAAACAACAAUGUUUACUUCUUUUGCAAUUGGCUUAUAAUAUAUCCUGAUAUACAACCCAAUGUAACAUGGUUACUUGAUGGCAGGAAAAUUAACAUUACACCAACUAAAUACAUUUUGAAAGAAAAAUACAGAAAGAAAACACUUUGGAUUCUAAACGCAACUUCAUGUGAUCUAGGAAAUUACAGUUGCAGUAUCACUAUUGAUACAAAUAGAGGUCCAAUGACUGAGGUAAGCAAGGAGUCUGCAGAACUAACAAGGGGUAUAGUCUUUGAACCUGAAGUCGAUUGUUUUACGGCACCAGCGAAUUCAAUGGAUCUAGACAAGCCAGUUAUCACAGUAUCUAAUAGCAGUGUGUAUGAAGGCAACUCGUUUACCUUAACCUGCAGUAUCAAUGCCAAUCCACCUACACCGACACAGGUCACUUGGUUAAAAGACAACAUCAUCAUCACACACAAUUGUUCAAGAUAUGAAAUAUAUGAAGAUUUUAAAAUCCUUCGAGUUCCAGUUGCAUCUGUUAAUGAAAGUGGAAAUUACCAAUGCAGAGUAGAAAAUGAGGUACAUGUAGAAGGAAAAACCAGUUUCAAUCUAAAUAUAUCGGUUAUCAAAUUCUGUGUUCCAGAUUUACAAUACAAAAUAUCUACGAUGGUCCUCAUUUUUACUACAUUUGCAGCAAUAAUUUUUGGUUCCCUUCCCACUUGUCUGAUGUGCUACUAUAUUCGUAAAAAAAAAGAAAGAGAAUUUCAUCUCCAGUAUCAGAACGCUUAUUACCAAGCUCUGAGUAAUAGGCCUACUCCUGCAGUUUACAAUGAACUUAACAAAGUGAAUGAUAACGCUUAUAGUACCACGAAGAACGACGCAAACGCAACAUCUGCUGCAGUAGAUGAAACGCGCACUAAGGUUGAUCCCAUUUACGAAAAUGUCAAGGCAUGA